Molecule: messenger RNA, 4071 nt
Organism: Aspergillus sclerotioniger CBS 115572
Lineage: Eukaryota; Fungi; Ascomycota; Eurotiomycetes; Eurotiales; Aspergillaceae
Product: ATP-binding cassette transporter YOR1
Exons: 2
Coding region: 1-4071 (1356 amino acids)
Biological process (GO): transmembrane transport
Cellular component (GO): membrane
Molecular function (GO): ATP binding; ATP hydrolysis activity; ABC-type transporter activity
Source: RefSeq, a predicted model, not a curated record
AUGAGGCGUUCCGAGUCAUCACAGCGUCGUCGGCCAUGGCACCACUCUUUAAACCCGCUCAAAUGGGGCGACAUACCUCCUGUACCGGCCGAGAGAGCAAUAUCCGGCGAGUACAAAGCCAACUGGCUGAGCCAGAUGACGUUCCAAUGGAUGACCACCAUCAUGAGCGUGGGGUAUCGGCGUCCGCUGGAGCUGAACGACAUAUGGCUGGUCAAUCCAGAUCGCCAGAUUGAUCUGCUGGCAGAUCGAUUCUACGCAGCUUUCAAACAGCAGAUCAGCCAGGGGGCCACGAACCCCCUCCUCAUGGCCCUCCACGACACCUUCAAGCACGAAUUCUGGCUCGGGGCCAUCUGCGUCCUCUGUUCUUCAAUCUGCCAGGUUAUGACACCUUUCACCUUGCGGUUCCUGAUUCAGUGGGUCACCGCCUCAUAUUCAUCUCAGGGGGCGGAUGAACAGAUCCACGGCUUCGGGAGGCAAAUUGGUCUGGUCUUCGCAAUCAUGGGCAUGCAGCUGAUACAGAGUGUGGGCACAAACCAGUUCAUAUACCGCGGGUUCAUGGUCGGCGCACAAGCUCGCGGUGUCCUGAUAUCUGCCAUUUUUGAAAAGACUCUGAGGAUCUCAGGCAAGGCACGGGCUGGAACCGCCCCUGUUGGAGAUGAAACGGAAAAGGCAGCUGACAAGAAGGCUGAGUCGAAGAAAGCAACAGAUGAAGUAGGCUGGCCCAACGGCCGAGUGAUGAACAUGAUGUCCACCGAUACGUCCCGCAUUGAACUGGCCUGUGGCAUGUUUCAUCUCAUUUGGGUCUCACCAGUGACAAUCUUCCUCGCUCUGGCCCUUCUACUCAUCAACAUGACCUACUCCGCAUUGGCUGGCUUCGGGUUGCUGUUUAUUGGUAUUCCCUUGCUCACAAUUACAAUGAAGAUCCUCAUCAAGAGACGGCGCGAGAUCAACAAAGUCACAGACGCCCGGAUCUCAUUAACCCAGGAAAUCAUGAGAUCGGUGCGGUUCGUAAAGUACUACGGAUGGGAAAAGGCAUUCUUGGAAACUCUUCGCACCUGCAGAAAGAAUGAAGUCGCCAUGAUCCAGAAACUGAUGGCCCUGCGAAACGCUAUGAACGCUGUUUCGGUUUCUCUUCCCAUCUUUGCAUCCAUGCUCUCAUUCAUCGUGUAUUCUGUAUCUGGUCACGAGCUUACGGCGUCUCUGGUCUUUUCUUCUCUGUCAAUCUUCAACGCGCUGCGGGUCCCCUUCAAUCUUCUACCCGUGGUCAUCGGCCAACUGACCGAUGCCUGGGCAUCAAUGCGCCGUCUUCAAGAUUAUCUGUUGGCAGAAGACCAGCGGGAGGACUUUAUCUGGGAUCCAGAUGCAGACUUGGCGAUUGAUGCGCAGCAGGCAACCUUCGUUUGGGAGCAAGCCUGCGCUCCAGCUCAAGGCCAGGAUGACAAGCAGUCGAGCAAAAAAGAGAAAACGCGGGCGCGAGCAGAGGAUGACGAGGAAUCGAAGGUGACAUCCAGCUCUGCGGAGUCCUCAGUCCCAUUUACCUUGAACAACAUCGACCUUUCCAUCGGCCGCUCGGAGCUUGUUGCUGUGAUAGGUACAGUAGGCUCCGGGAAAAGCUCCUUACUCUCUGCCCUCGCUGGGGAGAUGCGCAAGACCAGCGGUCAGAUUACCAUGGGAGACAGCAGAGCCUUUUGUCCACAGUAUGCGUGGAUACAAAACGCAACUGUCAGAGAUAAUAUACUGUUUGGAAAAGACAUGGAUCGUGAAUGGUACGACCAAGUGAUUCAGGCCUGUGCUCUGCAGGCAGAUUUGGACAUGCUACCUGCAGGCGAUGAAACUGAGAUCGGAGAACGUGGCAUCACAUUGAGUGGAGGCCAGAGACAGCGCCUAAACAUUGCCAGAGCGAUCUACUUUGAUAGCCGCAUCAUCCUGCUAGACGACCCGCUUUCUGCGGUAGAUGCCCACGUUGGACGGCAACUCUUUGAACAUGCUAUCUGUGGGCUGCUGCGAAACAAGUGCCGCAUCCUCGCUACGCAUCGACACGACAUUCUCCGUCGAUGCGAUAGAAUUCUCUGGCUGGAAAACGGGCGAAUAAGAGCCAACGAUACCUAUGAAAGCUUGGUUUCCAGCAACAAGGACUUUCAAGAGCUUUUGGCCUCAACCACUCGAGAAGAGACAGAGGAGAAAGAUGAACGGACACCCGCAGCUCAACAUCAGACGCAGUCAACCACCACAGAAAAGGCCUCCGAGCCGGCAUCUCUCAUCCAAGAAGAGGAUCGACCCGUUACCAGCGUGGGCUGGGUCGUCUACCUUGCUUAUAUCCGCGCAUCAGGAUCGAUUAUAUAUGGGAUCUUGCCACUUUUCCUGCUCGCAGUAGCCCAGGCAUCCAAUAUCCUCACCAACCUAUGGCUAUCAUACUGGACAGAUAAAAGAUUCAACCUGUCAAAAGGCCAGUACAUCGGCAUCUACAUCGGGCUGGGAGUCACUCAGGCGGUCCUCAUGUUUUCAUUCUCCCUGUCAGUAUCCAUCUUAGCUACCGGCGCAAGCCGGACGAUGAUGGGGCGCGCAUUAGCGGGGGUGCUCAGGGCUCCCAUGUCGUUCUUCGACACUACUCCCUUGGGCCGUAUCACAAACCGCUUCUCCAAGGAUGUUGAUACAAUGGAUAACGCCUUGGCAGAUGCGAUUCGCAUGUACAUGUACACGCUGGCGAUGAUACUAAGCGUUUUCAUUCUUCUCAUCUUCUAUUUCCACUACUUCGGCAUCGCUAUUGGCCCACUUUUGAUCCUUUUCCUGAUAGCCGCCGCCUACUACCGUUCCUCCGCGCGAGACAUGAAGCGCCACGAAGCCGUUCUCCGAUCAGCUGUAUUCGCGCGUUUCAGUGAAGCCAUCUCAGGAACUGCAAGCAUCCGCGCAUACGGAUUGCAGGACCACUUCACCUCUGUGCUCCGGCGAGCAAUUGACAACAUGAAUUCGGCAUACUACCUCACAUACAGCAACCAACGCUGGUUGAGCACCCGACUCGACGUGGUCUCAAUCAUCCUAGUGGCAACAACGGGCAUCCUAGUAGUCACCCUACGCAAUGUCGUUUCCCCAAGCAUUUCCGGUCUCAUCUUCUCCUACAUCUUAGCAAUCGUGCAAAUGAUCCAACUCCUCGUUAAGCAAUUCGCCGAGCUCGAAAACGCCAUGAAUGCUACCGAACGUAUCCACCACUACGGCACGAGUCUCGAACAAGAGGAACCCAACAUAUCCAACCCGCACUACCUCCAAGCAGUAACUGUCUUCUGGCCCGAACACGGCGCCAUCGACUUUGAGCACGUCGAAAUGCGAUACCGACCCAACCUCCCACUCGUCCUCCAAGGCCUAAAUCUCAGAAUCGCUGGAGGUGAGAAAAUUGGCAUCGUCGGCCGCACCGGGGCCGGGAAAUCCUCAAUCAUGUCCGCCCUCUUCCGCCUCACCGAACUCGCCAGCGGAACCAUCAGGAUCGACGGCGUCAACAUCGCCCGCAUAUCCUGCCAUGACCUCCGCUCCCACCUCUCCAUCAUCCCCCAAGACCCAACCCUCUUCCUCGGCACCGUACGCUCAAACCUCGACCCAUUCAACGAACACCCAGACCUCGAAUUAUGGUCCGCUCUCCGCCAAGUCGGCCUAAUCGAGGAAGAAGAAAACAGCAGCAGCAGCAACACAAGCCCAAACGACCAAUCCCGGAAUCAAAUUCAACUCGACACGCCCGUCGAAGAAGAAGGCCUCAACUUCUCCCUCGGCCAACGACAACUAAUGGCACUAGCCCGGGCUCUGAUUCGAGGCAGCCAGAUCGUCGUCUGCGACGAGGCUACCUCGUCCGUGGACUUGGAAACUGAUCGUCGCAUCCAGGAAACUAUCCGGACGAGCUUCAAAAGACAGACUUUGCUCUGUAUUGCGCAUCGUUUGCAGACGAUCAUUCGGUAUGAUCGAGUAUGUGUUAUGGAUAAGGGCAAGAUCGCGGAGCUGGACACGCCGUUGAAUCUGUGGGAGGCUGGGGGGAUAUUCCGGGGGAUGUGUGAUCAGAGUGGGAUUGUGAGGGAGGAUUUUAUUUGA